AUGUGUAGCAAGGUCCACUUGAUCCUGGUCCAGGAGCACGCGUUGCGCCAGGACAGGAUUCUCCAUGCCUACUGUCGCCACGGAGCCCUGGGAGUGUUCAGCGUCUACUCGCGUUACUGGGUGACCAGUGUUGGGCUGGGGGCCGAGAAUGUGAGGCUGCGCAAGCAGCUAGAGAACCUUGUGCUCACGCGCGGAUUACCCUUCAUUGCGGGUGGCGAUUUCAAUUUCACGCCAGGCGAAUUUCAAGCCGGUCUGGAGCCACGCCGCUUCGGAGCAGACCUACUUUUCGACCCAGCGGUGCCGACGUGCCACAUCAGCGAUGCACGGCGUGCCCUGGACUACUUCGUCGCUAGCAGGACUUUGGCAAAAGCCCUCCUUUCGGUGGCCACGGACCUUGACGGCGAUGCGCCUCCACGCCACUCGGUGGACCUCCAUUUGAGAGCAGAGCAUUUCUUUGUGCAGUUCGAGCGCCUGUGCAAGCGCGAAGUCACGCCAGUGCCCAGACCAGUUGGGCCAUGCCGCCCGCCGCCAGACUAUUCCGAGAUGGCGCCCGCGACGCAACAGGCCCUGGAAAGUUUUAAUGAUUUUGAAAGUCAUGUUGAUAUUCAGCCCGGGAACCUCAGCCCCGCCUACCGCGCCCCCACUCCGGUUGAAAAGAAAGCUACUGCCACGUGCGAAAUUAAACAAUACACGGCGCCGGGCACCACUGAGAUCAGCCUAGUCCAAGACGAGGACCUCACCAUCCAUAUUGACGAUGUCACGACGUCGGUGGCCAUGCCGACCGUAGAGUCCUGCCUGAACAGCCUUGCAAGUCUCGCGGGGCAGGUGUUCGACCUGCUCACCAACAAAUUGGAGCCCCCCAUUGCCUUGCAGACCAUGCAGUUCACGACCAACUCCCACGACGUGGCCAAGCUAGCCCCCCAGGCCCUGGGUAAAUAUGGACACGCUGUCUCGGGACACGCGGUCAACCUCGGGGUUGCGGACCUCUUCGGCGAAGACCUCCAGAGGCUCCGGCAGCUCUCCCGCGCGGCCUCCGCGCCCGCCCAGCGCCUCGGCCCGCUGGCGGAGAAAGGCUGGGGUCACAUCUCCAGCGAGUGCGCCACGGCCACGUACGGCAAGGACAUCUUUUUCAUGAGGUCCACCCUCAACGGGGAGCAGGUGGAGAUCGGCGCCCUGGUGUCCGUCAAGGUCACACUGGCCGCGAAGGGGCCCCAGGCCGAGAGCGUGAGGUUCUUGCCGGCUGGCGCCAUCGGCUCACAGGUCUUCUCCGGAGAGGUGAAAUCGUACACGCAGGAGAAGGGCUGGGGCUUCGUUUCCGGACCCGAGGUGCUCGACGUUUUCGGCAAAGACAUAUUCCUGCACAAGCAGGAGCUGGGUGGCAUAACCCCCAACGUCGGCGACGCCGUCCAGUUCACUGUUGAGGUCUCCAACAAGGGCCAGCUCCAGGCUAAGAACGUCGUGAUGCCUAACGGGGCAAGCGGCGGUGUGCCCUUCGGCGGGGUCAUGCAGCCGCCACCGACAGCGGCGGGCUACUCCCCGUACUGA
This is a messenger RNA of Prorocentrum cordatum, 1545 nucleotides long. Lineage: Eukaryota; Dinophyceae; Prorocentrales; Prorocentraceae. The record is from the annotation of a GenBank genome assembly.